Molecule: messenger RNA, 1041 nt
Organism: Mercenaria mercenaria
Lineage: Eukaryota; Metazoa; Mollusca; Bivalvia; Venerida; Veneridae
Product: 28S ribosomal protein S15, mitochondrial-like
Exons: 7
Coding region: 44-994 (316 amino acids)
Biological process (GO): translation
Cellular component (GO): ribosome
Molecular function (GO): structural constituent of ribosome
Source: RefSeq, a predicted model, not a curated record
UUACCAAGCGUUUGCUAACUUGAGGAAGAUCGCGAAAGAUUAAAUGGCAUUUUAUAGUAUUUUAAGACCGAAAUUAUGUCAGAUUGUGACAACAGUCAAAUUUUCUCCGUGCUUUCAACGAACAUGUAUCCCGUUCACCUGUUCAAUUGUAGACUUAAAAGGUGACCAUGUGGGUGCUGCAUUGCAGUCUCGAGGAUACAGGAAGAAAAUAGAUGUUUCACAUCUGAAACCACUGAAUUUUGAUUAUUCAGAGGAUCUAGUCAAACAAGAGCCAUUUGAUCCAUCUGAAAUCAUGUUCAAAUACAGAGAUGUUCCAGAGAUUAAGGAAUUACCAGACCAUGUGAAGAAAUUGUUUACUCUAGAUUAUGCUACUUCUCAAGAAAGGUUGGAACAUCGUAAUGCUGUAUUGUUGGAAAAGGUUACUGAUCUUGUUGGUCCAGGACCAUGUUUGGAGAAAGAAAUUUGUUACUUGACGAUAAAGAUUCGGAACUUGAUACCUUAUAUUGUUGGUGAUAGAAGGAACAAAAGACAUAAAAGUUAUUUAAUUGAGAGAAUUGCCAAGAGAAAAAAGUUACUGAAGUUCCUUCGUAAGCUUGAUUAUGACCGUUUUCUGUGGUUACUGAAGGAAUUGAAAGUGACGUGGACACCAGAUGACCCAUAUAGAUACUUCAACAAAUUGUCAAAGAAAGCAAUCCUUAAGAAAGAGGCACGUGAAGAAAUGUUAAGUGAAAAGAGAAAGAAAGUUGAAAACAUUCGAGCAGAACUAGAAACUGAAAAAGAAAAGUUUUAUAAAAUGAAAGAGAAAGUUCUGCAAGAAAUUGAUAAUGAUAUUAAAGAGUAUGGGUUGAAUAAAGUAGAAAUAUUGAAGUCGUUUCAAGAUCAUAUGAUAGAGCAACAGAAAAAGAAUAUUGAAGGGGCAAAGAAACUGAAUAAAUUGCAAAGAACCAUAAAUGAACAGAAGGAGCAGAAAGAAAGAGAUAGUAGGAUAUUUUGAGAUAUGCCUGAUACAUAGAAUUGACAAAUAAAAAAAUGAAAGAUGAA